Messenger RNA from Callithrix jacchus (white-tufted-ear marmoset), 6316 nucleotides. Lineage: Eukaryota; Metazoa; Chordata; Mammalia; Primates; Cebidae. The record is from RefSeq and is a predicted model, not a curated record.
AUUACUCUGACUUCUGGUAUGUUUUACUUAAAAUUCUGUUCCAUCGGGCUUCAAGUCUUAUGAUUAGGUAAAGAAAACAACUUCAACCCAGUAAGAGAUUCACAUUUUGUUGUGAAUGCAAAACCAUUCUAAUGCUGAUACAAACAAAUAAGUAAUGUUUCCAGGGAUUCUGGGAACAUCUAAAGGCCAAGAUCUUGGCACAGCAUUACAGAGCAAACAAGGAGCUAAAGCUUCAGCAGUGAUCAUAUUCAAUGAAGACAUCAUUGUCAGUACCCUCUAAAGGUCUGUUUGAUUUGGAUCAGCACAGACGGUGUUUUUAAAACAGCCCCAGGAAUAGUACAGAGUGCUUACCCAGCUAUAGAAAAUUAAACAGGAAUAUAUCCUGAAAAGGGGUUUUUUCAGGGAAACAAAAAAAUCUGAUUGCGCUUCAACAACGUAACAUACAUUUGAUGGAAAUUGUAUGUAUUCAAAAGAUUAGCUCACACCAUAUUGAAAAUAGAAAAAGUGGUGAUGCCACAUGAGAAGGACAAGUAGUAGCAGUUCCAACACUGUAAAUGUGAAGCCAACAAUUUUUGGCCUGAAAGUGGAGUUGUCUGACUCUUUGCUACAGAUCCAAAGUUAGGGGUGAUGGUUAAUUUUCAAUACAGACACUGUGGUAAUAUUAGAAAGUUGGGUUGACAAGGUUGGGAAAGUUACAAGAUAAAGGUCAAGGCACAAAGGCACAUAAUUGGGCCAUACUCCUAUCCCAGUGAGCCAGCGUCACAGAGCAACUGCAGAGUUGCAAGUCUUCUUGUAUAUAGUUGCCUUUAGAUGAGGAUAAAAGUAUAAUAAAAGAUAAAUAGAAAUGCACCAAAUCUAAGCUUUAACCCUUUCAAAACUUUGUUUAGGAUUUGUUAUAAUUCUCAUAUAAGUAGCAGAGGGCGAUGUACAAUAGAUGGAAACGGCAUUUUUUUUUUUAAACGGAUUCUCAUUCUGUCUUCCAGGCUGGAGUGCAGGAGUGUAAACUUGGUUCACUGUGACCUCUGCCUCCUGGGUUUAAGCAAGUCUUCUAUCGCAGCGUCCCAGGUAGCUGGGCCUACAGGCCUGCACAACCAUGCCUGGCUAAUUUUUUAUUUUUAGUAGAGACGGGGUUUUACCAUAUUGGUCAGGCUGGUCUUGAACUGCUGACCUUGUGAUCCGCCCACCUCAGGCUCCCAAUGUGCUGGGAUUACAGAUGUGAUCCACCAUGCCUGGCCAGAAAUGGCAUAAAAUCUUAUUAUUAAGUUCAUUGUAUAAUAAACAUUGCAAACUAGUAAAUGGAGAUUAUGUCCUGUUUUUAAAAUAACAGUCAUAAUCAUCUAUUUAGAAGUGUUACCUGAAAGUAUUUGUUGGAGUGUAACGUUUUAAAGAAAGUACUUGAUAUUUUUCUCAGCUAAGUGAAAUACUCCCUUAGGUAGUUGAACUGUUGAAGGUAUCUUUAAUUCCAGUGGUUGUUCACAUAUAAAUGUGUGUGAUUAAAACUGAAAGGAGAACACUGCUCAGAAAAUCAGACCCAGUUUUCUCAUCCUUGGAUUAUGGUGUUUAUGGGACCUAAAUGAAUCACCCAUUACCCUGGAUGCUUGCAUAUUAUCUAAGACACAAGAAGUCAAGGCCAGGAGUGAUGGCUCAUGCCUGUAAUCCCAGCAGUUUGGGAGGCAAAGGCAGACAGGUCACUUGAGACCAGGAAUUCAAGACCAGCCUGGACAACAUGGCCAAACUCUAUACCUACUAAAAAUACAAAAAUUAGCUGAGUAUAGUGGCACACAUAGGUAAUCGCAGCUACUUAGGAGGCUGAGGCAUGAGAAUCACUUGAAUCUGGGGGGUGGAAGUUGUAGUGAGCUGAGAUCAUGCCACUGCAUUCCAGUCUGGGCAACAAAGUGAGAAACUGUCUCAAAAAAAAAGCAAAAAAGCAUUCCCCAUAAUGCCCUAGCAUGCCAGAACUUGAACUGAAAAACUGUAAUAGUGUGUCCAUUGAGGAUUUUGAGGCUAGGGUAAAAGAUGGAAAGAGUAGAAUCUAAUUAUGGUGUCUCCCCUCAAAAUAGGUUUUGAAAGUAAAAGGGGAACACACAAUUGUUUUAUUUUUAACCAUGCCUUUAAAAGUUAUUAUAGGCCUGCGCGGUGACACAUGCCUGGAAUCCCAGCCCUUUUGGAGGCUGAGGCAGGUGGAGCACUUGAGUCCAAAAGGUUAAGACAUUCCAGGGCAACGUGGUGAAACCUCAUCUCUACAAAAGAAAUACAAAAAUUAGCCAGGCAAGGUGGCAUGCACCUGUAGUUCUAGCUACUCAGGAGGCUGAGGCAGGAGGAUCCCUUGAGCCUCGGAGGCAGAGAUUGAAGUGCUGUGAUUGCACUGCUGCACUCCAGCCUCCGUGACAGACUGUCUCAAAAAAAAAAAAAGUUAUAAAGAAAUCAAGUGCUUUUAAGAAGUACUCUUGCAAAAGCUGUAGAAACUUUAAAGAGGAUUGUUUAUAAAUGGAAAACGAUCUAUUUAUCAAAAAGCUAGGAUUCUUUUGAUUGUUAAAAGCCAGUCUAACAGGUGAAAGAAAGUUUUCAAAAAAGCUCAUUCUUAGAAACAUAAAAAACUAGAGUUCAAUUUAUCCAGAGCUUAAAACAAGCAAGUUCACUGAUAGAGAAUACUCGUACUGUUUUUAUUUAGAAUGUCGUAAUUUUCCACUAAAAUUAUAGCAUAUUCAUUCAACAUGUGGAUUGUAUCUAUACAGUUAAGUUUCUCCUUCAGUGAUUAGAAUUUUAGCUAACCUAUGCAGUCUCCUGUGUCCACCUGGAGGCCGUUCCUCCACUUGCAGGAUUGUGCUUAGACUGAUUGUCAAACUGUGGGUCAUGAAGUCAGUUGAGUGGGAUUUGACCAGCUUUUUCUUAACGAAAUAGAAUUAAAAAUACCACAAUGGACUGGGUGCCGUGGCUCACACCUAUAAUUUGAGCACUUUGAGAGGCCGAUCACCUAAAAAACACAAAAAUUAGCCAGGCGUGGUGGCAGGCGCCUGUAAUCCUAGCUAGUCAGGAGCCUGAGGCAGAGAGAAUUGUUUGAACCCAGAGGUGGAGGUUGCAGUGAGCCAAGAUCAUGCCACUUUAGCCUAGGCAACAGAGCGAGACUCCAUCUCUAAAAGAAGAAAAAGAAAAAAAUGCGUUCAAGUAACAAGGGUAAGUAUUGUUUCAUGGAACCUUCAGUUUCAUUUCAUAUGUGUGUGUAUGCACAUAUGCAUGUGUGUAUAACGUGAUACUUGUGUAUGUAAAGACAUUGAUAAAUGUGUAUACUGAGUCACAAUAUAAAAUUUACUCAUUGUAGAUCAUAGUAAAAAAUAAAUUUGAAACACUGGUUUAGGAGAAUUUAACACCAGGCUGGGUGUGGUGGCUCACACCUAUAAUCCCAGCACUUUGGGAGGCCAAGGCAGGUGGAUCACUUGAGGUUGGGAGUUCAAGACCAUCUGGGCAACACAGCAAAGCCUCAUCUAUACUAAAAAUACAAAAAUUAGCCAGGCAUGGUGGCACACACCUUUAAUCUGAGUCACUCAGGAGGCUGAGGCUCAAGAAUUGCUUGAACCUGGGAAGCGGAGAUUGCCAGUGAGCCAAGAUCAUGCCACUGCACUUCAGCCUGGGUGACAGAGUGAUACUCUGUGUCAAAAAGAAAAAAAAAAAACACCAAAAACGUCAGUAAGGAAUCAUCCAGUGUUAACUGUCACAACUAAUCUAGUUUAAGAAACAAAGAAACAUGUCUAUACUAAACAAGUGACUUGAUUAAUGUCACAAAGGUAGUAACAGCACUGAGACUAGGACAUAGCUUCUUGGCUCAACUUGGUAGUUUUCCCACUUCAGUCCCAGUUGUAUGAAAACAGCUACAUUCCACCAUCAUCUCUAUGGCACAUUAAAGUCCUCAAGUAAUGCAGCCAUUUUAAAAUUAGGAUAAACUUGCCUAGAGGUAAAUGAUGUGUAACGUUAACUAUGUUGCAGGAAAUUGUUGAAAAACCAUACAUUGAACUGUCCCCUCUCCUUCAACCCUCCAGAAUAUAAUUUGUCCCCCUUUUAGACUGGGAUAAUUGUAUCCCUGGCUUUUUGACUGAGAAUGUCUCUACCCAUUCUGGACUUAGGAAUAUAUACCCAAAUUAAAAGGUUUUAGUGUGACAAGAAAAAAGUCACUUUGAAAUCCAGGAACUUAUUAACAUAAAUUACAUUCCCGCUGAAUCAGCUGCUAGAAGCUCAAUUUGAAAAAUAUUGCACUAGUUUAUAUAUUUCUUCCCCCUCUUAAGUAGACAUCAAAACACAAUCAUACUUUUAUAUUUUGGAGAAAGAAAUAUGUCCCAGCUCCACUGGAAUUAGACUUUACCUUCCAGAAACGGAGUCCACCCUGUGUUGGUAUUCAUGAUUCUUCUCUUUGGUUUAGCCACUUUAUUUAAAAUGCUACAAGUCCACAGGGGAGAAACCUCUUUGCAGGCCUAGGUGUCUGAUUUUCUAAAUGUGAACCUUACAUAUUCAAUGUGUAGGUGAUGGUGAUUUCUCCCAAAUUUGACUCUUGGUUCUGAUGUACGAUUUGUGAAAAUAUACACCGUAGUAAAAAUAGUAAUAAUAAUAGCUGUUAUAACAGUCUUGGUGAGGUGACAUUUGUCAUCCACUGAAUUGCUUCACCAAAAUUUCCUUCAUUUACUCUCAGAAUUAGAAGUAAUUUGGCCCUUCGUAUUUAGGAGGCAACUAAGUUUGGCACCUCUCAUGAAAUGAAAAUCCCCUUCUGAUGUGACCUCACAAACCAUGCUACAUGCACUUCGUGCAUUUGAUAAAGAUGUAUAGAUAUACAGAUGACCUAGUUCACAGGGUUGGCUUUUACUAGGACAGAACUUUUCCUUUUUCAUUCGUCCCUUGCUGAAUAGUUGAUUUAAAGAGCCUAAACCUGGGAAAUAACAUGAGCUCACUUGUACCAAGAAAAUGUGUGAACUUUAUUUUAUGGGAUCGCAUAAAAGAUAAAGAAAAGAACUUUAUUUUAUGGGAUCGCAUAAAAUCCUGUAAUUGUGCUUAUAUUGUCAUGUGAAACAUGUGACCUGCAUAUAAUUUGGAUACAAUAGAUAUUCUAUUUUCCUUUUUUAUUAUCAUGCACCUGGAUGAAGUCAACACCUUAACACCUUCAUCUCUUUAAAAAAAAACAAAACAAAACAAAAAAACGGGGUUUCACCAUAUUGAUCAGGCUGGUCUUGAACCCCUGACCUCAGGUGAUCCGCCCGCCUUGGCUGCCAAAGUGCCUGGAUUACAGGCAUGAGCCACCACGCCCGGCCAACACCUUCAUCUCAUCUCUUAAAAGCUCCCAUAGCCAUGUGCCAUCUCUUGUGGGAAGUCACUAUGACUUACCUCCCAGGAAAAGGGAUAACUGUAGUUUAUAUUGCUUGCACAAAGAAGCACGUGCAAGGAUGUGGGUCUAGAGUGUUCAUUUUUCCCCAAAAGAGCAAAGAGCCAGCCCAGUGGCUUACGCCUGUGAUCCCAACACUUUGGGAGGCAAGGCAGGUAGAUCAAGAGGUCAGGAGAUCGAGACCAUUCUGACCAACAUGGUGAAACCCCGUCUCUACUAAAAUACAAAAAAUUAGGCCAGGCGUGGUGGCUCAUGCUGGUAAUCCAGGCACUUUGGAGGCCAAGGCGGGCAGAUCACCUGAGAUCGGGAAUUCAAGACCAGCCUGACCAACAUGGUGAAACCCCGUCUUAAAAAAAAAAAAAAAUACGGUUCCAAGGCCUCUAUGUGCCCACAGAGUAGCCAUCAUGAGCAAAGCUCACCCUCCCGAGUUGAAAAAAUUUGUGGACAAGAAGUUAUUGAAAUUAAAUGGUGGCAGACAUGUCCAAAGAAUAUUGCGGGGAUUUGAUCCCUUUAUAAAUCUUGUGAUAGAUGAAUGUGUGGAGAUGGCGACUAGCAGACAACAGAACAAUAUUGGAGUGGUGGUAAUAUGAGGAAAUAGUACUAACAUGUUAGAAGCCUUGGAACGAGUAUAAAUAAUGGCUGUUCAGCAGAGAAACCCAUGUCCUCUCUCCAUAGGGACUGUUUUACUAUGAUGUAAAAAUUAGGUCAUGUACAUUUUCAUAUUAGACUUUUUGUUAAAUAAACUUUUGUAAUAGUAAAAAAUAAAAAUACAAAAAAUUAGUCGGGCGUGGUAGUGCACACUUGUAGUCCCAGCUACUCGGGAGGCUGAGGCAGGGGAAUCCCUUGAACCCAGGAAGCAGAGGUUGCAGUGAGCCGAGAUCACGCCGCAACACUCCAGCCUGGUGACAGAGCAAGACUCCAUCUCAAAAAAAAAAAAAAAAAAAAAAGAGCAAA